This is a messenger RNA of Mycotypha africana, 747 nucleotides long. RefSeq lists its product as uncharacterized. NCBI's taxonomy places the organism in Eukaryota, Fungi, Mucoromycota, Mucoromycetes, Mucorales, Mycotyphaceae. The coding region runs from base 1 to 747 and encodes 248 amino acids. The transcript has a single exon. The record is from RefSeq and is a predicted model, not a curated record.
AUGACAACUAGAGAAAUUAUACGGCGUCCUGAUUUGAUGAGGUCACCCCCCAGCACACAUGUUGAUACACAAUCUGCACAUGUCCGCAUAUUCAACGUUAGGUCUUUUUCUUCGUUAAUAAAACGAUUCUCAUUAACAUCGUCGACUGUAAUACUUAAACCUGUUAAUUCUGCCAAUGGUACUACUACAACCAACAUUACAAUAGAGCAGCAGAGACAGUUAUUACAGCAAAAGAGAAAACAGCUUGCAAUGACAUACGAGAACGGAAACUUGAUGGAUUAUUCUGAUAAUAUGCAUACUUUAUUGAAUAGAGAAUCAAUUAGAGUCGAUGCAGAAUACAAAUCAAUUAAACUGUACCAAGACCCUUUGGCUUUAUCGCUACAGCGAGUUGCAUCCAUUUUGAAAGACAGACAGCAAAUGGUUCUACAAAAGCAGCAACCGAUGGGAAUAGGCUCCGUUAACAUUCCAGCAGCAACAGUUCUAUCGUCAUCCUCUGCCUUUUCGACAAUCGCUCCAUCAUUGUCCUCUUCAAAACUGUCUACUUCCAAUAAAUCGUCAUAUCAGACAUCUCCAACACAGCGUAGAGCGUCUUCACAUACAAUACAUGAAUACUUAUUAAGUAAGAAAGAAGCAAGGCGACAUUCUCUAUCUCAAUUUUAUCUCGAAAAGUCACCACCGCCUACUAUUUUAUCUAAAUUUUUUGGCUUAGCCUCUACUACUGCUAGUCAACUAUGUCACUCACCUUAA